Molecule: messenger RNA, 489 nt
Organism: Striga asiatica
Lineage: Eukaryota; Viridiplantae; Streptophyta; Magnoliopsida; Lamiales; Orobanchaceae
Source: the annotation of a GenBank genome assembly
AUGAAUUGCACUGACUUCAACAAUAACUACAUCACCAAAUCCAAACCCACAAGCUGGGAGACCAUCGCCACCAAACGUCGAGAAGGCGAUUUCUUCCGUGGGCACGACAGAAAUGGCGGACGGCGAGAUGACCUAGGGUUUGCGGGGGAUGAAUUUUUUCGUCGAGACGUGAUGCCCUACGAGGAUGAUGACCAUCAGCGUCGCGACGGGAUUUUCGAGGACGACGGCUUUGGACGGCGUGAUGGCCAGCGGCAGGCGGAUGGCGAUCAUCUUCACCGACGGGGGAUUUUCGAGGACCGCGAUGACGCGGCCGUUGAUGUGCAAAAUCCGGGCAGGUGGCCGCAAACGACGGGGAGCGGGGCUGGUCAGACGAGCGCGGGUGGUCGUUUUCUGGUGUUGGGCUCGGGAGGGCAGCAACCCGCGGCGGUCGGUCAGCGGACGGGAGCGGGAUUGCGGUGCUUUGGCUACGGAAAAGUGGGACACCGAUAG